AUGGGACGAACCGAACUGGAACGGGAUUUGAGCAUAAUUUUCUCUCUCAUGCAAUCCGUGGCAUUGUGGCCGUACGAAUACGAUACGCUUCUACCGGCAUGGCUUCGAGGCCGUUAUCGGAUUUCAUCGAUUCUGAACGUGCUUUACUUCAUUUUUUGGCAAUUCAUUUGUCUGCACAUUGCUGUAUUUCACAUCAAAACGGUGCUGGAUAGUUUGGACAACUUCAACGAUCUGUUUCUGGUGAUGGUGAGCGCAAUCAUCUACUGCCUUAUGCUUCUGAUAAACCUAUACUUUCAACUGUACUAUCGAAAAAACGUCGAGCUCAUCAAAAUCUUGAAGGAAAUGUUCAAGCAGCGAUCAGCAGCCGGUCUAACGUACAUUAAGUUUGAGUCAUCCAGGCGGCACUUUAUACGGUUAUUCAAAAUCUGGAUCGUAACCUGCGUACUGGGAACACUGCACUGGGCAAUCUUUCCAAUUUUGCAACAAGAAAAAGUGCUGCCCCUUCAGUGUUGGUAUCCGUUCGACGUUCGCCAUUCGCCGAUGUACGAGUUGGCAUUCUUCGGACAAGUUCUUGGCCAGCUUCAGGUUGGAAUCGUAUACGGGAUGACCGGGGCACUUCUAAUGAUGUACAUCUUUACUGUUUGCGGUCAGUUCGACAUACUAUGCUGUAGUCUGAACAAUGUCUAUUACACGGCGAUGAUAAAUAGAGGCGGCAACCGAUUUACGCUGGCUGCCCUCCAAGCGGAUCAGGAGAAGAUUCUACGCGAACCGAGCCACUACUACAUAAAUGAAGUGUUUUUGGAGGAGUUGGGCCAAGCACCGAAGACGGCAACCAAGGCGUUUGCUCCGUUGCCAAUAAAGCAUCAAUAUUUGGAAAAGUUACAGGAUGACUUGGUAACGGCCUUGGAUGCAUGCAUAGAUCACCACGCAAUGCUUUUGAACUUUUGCCAUCAGCUAGAAGAGUGCUACCAUCCGUUCGUAAUGCUCAAGCUUGGACAGAUGUUGAGUUUGCUUUGUGUGCUAUCCUACAUGGCAACAGUGGUAUUUAAUCCAUUUCAACAGGACAGCCUGAGCGCCAUGAAGCUGAUGAAUAUUAUGGAAUAUUUCGUGCUGACUAUGACGGAGCUUUUUUUGUUUUGCUAUCUUGGUCAAACGUUGAUAAAUCAGAGUUCCAAAGUCGGCGAUGCCCUGAUGACAACACCCUGGUACGAGGGCGGUGCCACGUUUCGACGAAGGGUCGUAUUUAUAUUGAUGGCUUCCCAGAAAGCAUUGAAGCUAACCGCAUUCAAGAUGUAUCGUUUGGACUUUGAAACGUACUUUACAGUUUUAAAGACUGCAUUUUCCUACUACACGUUGCUCAAAAAACUGCAGAGUGGACAUCGUCGAUUCGUGGAUUGA
This is a messenger RNA of Ochlerotatus camptorhynchus, 1398 nucleotides long. It is a transcript of the gene Or83a, whose product is annotated as Odorant receptor 83a. The transcript is spliced from 4 exons. The record is from RefSeq and is a predicted model, not a curated record. Gene Ontology annotation, molecular function: olfactory receptor activity; odorant binding. Bases 1 to 1398 code for a protein of 465 amino acids. NCBI's taxonomy places the organism in Eukaryota, Metazoa, Arthropoda, Insecta, Diptera, Culicidae. Gene Ontology annotation, cellular component: plasma membrane. Gene Ontology annotation, biological process: sensory perception of smell; detection of chemical stimulus involved in sensory perception of smell.